GAAGUGGCACAACAAAACACUGUAAAGUUGCAGCCCCAGACCCGAGAAGAUGUCUCAUGUCGUGAAGAAAAGAAAAUUGGACAAAACCCGACAGGAUAGACUGUACUUCGACAGCUACACCGAUGUGACCAUCCACGAGGAAAUGAUAGCGGACCACGUCCGGACCAACACGUACCGGAUGGCCAUACUGAGGAACAGUGAGUCCAUACGGGGGAAAGUUGUCCUGGACGUCGGGGCAGGAACCGGCGUGUUAAGCAUUUUCUGUGUUCAAGCCGGCGCUAGGAAAGUCUACGCCGUUGAAGCCUGCUCUAUCGCGGAGCAGGCGGUGAAAAUAGUCCGACAGAACAACAUGGAGGACCGAAUCGAAGUCAUUCGGGGCACAGUGGAGACGGCGGACCUACCGGAGAUGGUGGAGGUGAUUGUGAGCGAGUGGAUGGGUUAUGCCCUCCUGCACGAGUCCAUGCUCAACUCGGUCCUCUACGCUCGCGACAAGUGGCUGAAGCCCGGCGGCAUCAUCCUGCCCAGCAAAGCGGAGCUCUACGUCUCGCCCAUCAGCGACCCGGUGGUGGAGGACCGCUUACAUUUCUGGUACACCGCCAAAGACCAGUACGGCGUCGACAUGUCCUGCAUGUCCGACUUCGCCAGGCGAUGCAUCAUGAACACCGACAUCACCGUGAACUCUGUGACCGUGGAGGACGUGCUCUCCCACCCGGCCCGCUUCGCCGAGCUCGACCUGCACACGGUCACCGUGGAGGUGCUGCGCGCGGUCAAGGGCGAGUUCCGGUGCGAGUCGUUCGGCUCCGCGGCGGUGAACGCCUUCUGCGUCCACUUCACGGUCACGUUCCCGUGCCCGGACAAGCCGCAGGGGCUCGUGCUCUCCACGUCCCCGUUCAAGCCGGAGACUCACUGGAAGCAGGCGGUGCUGUACCUCGACGCCCCGGUGGACGUGGUGCAGGACACGGUGGUCACCGGGGAGAUCAGCAUGUUUCCGUCGGAGGAGAGCGCGAGGCACAUAUGCAUCCACAUGGACUACACGAUAGGAGAGCAGAAGAGACAGUCCAAGACGUUCUCCAUCCCAGACUGGAGCGGUGAAGCCCAGUCCUAGUGUGGCAUCAACAUGUAGGGUCAACAAUCUAAUCACCAGGCGACACAUUCAAAAGGCCUUGUCUUUUUUUUUCUUUUUCUUUCUCUUUGUUUUUCUCUCCUGUCACAAAUAUUUCAAAAUGACUGUUAUGACGUCACAUUAGGUCUCAGGGCCCCUCAGCUGACACCAUCUCCAUACCUACAAGGUUUUCACCUCAUCGCUCCAGGCUAAAGUCUCUAAACGUGUGGUGUGGCACUACAACCGGUGUUGAAACAAAUGUUCACCGUCGGAGGCCUGUCGUGUUUAUGCUUGUUUUUUCACACAAAUAAUUUGACACUUAAUUUAGUACGGAUACAAUCCGUAACACCCUUUUUUUUUUUUUUUUUAACCUCACUCAACCAGACAAAUAUAUAUAUUUUUGUGGUGUCCAACACUGAGUUGGUGUUUCGCAUACAGUUCACAGCUCUCAUGACUCAGUUUGUACCACUGCAUUGCUGUAGAACUGAGCAACGAACCAUUAAUUUCUCUAUUAAUAUGGUUACUAAUACUUCCUACUGUCCUAUUACAGACAGUGAAAAAUGGCAAAUCCCUUUUAGUUUAGGAGCUGGGGCGAGGGAACCCUUUUAUGUUUCUGAAGUCCCUUUAACUAUUGCCAAUUGAUCUGAUUCUCACCAAAUUCACUAAUAAUUUAAGCUCUUAUUUGGAUUUGAACAGUUUUGUCAUUGUCUGGGCGUUUUGUAAGAGCAUUUGAAACAAUAUUUGACCCAUCACAAGGAACUUAAAAGGUCCCCUCCCCGACUGAUGCACAGCCGGAGUGAGGCGGGUUUCCUCUUGAGGUUUGUUGAACAAAUUCAAGGCCGAAGUGCAGACGUCUGAUAUUCUAAAACAUUUGAUCACACAUAUUGUGUGGAAUCUGAUGAAAAUGCUGCGAUCAAACGAGGAUCAGACCGCUAUAGUGACUUGGACUAGAUUGGCUGGUUUUCACAUUUUCUUUUCAAUAAAACUAAAUUGGCUCAUUGUUUUUGGGUUAACAACGGUGGGAUACGCCAGAAACCUCCGACUUCAUCCAAAGUCGUAAUUCUAAUGCGGCGUUCCUCUAAAUAGCAAAGACUGAAAUACACAAAGUACUUCCUUCCUGACCACUGAGGAUCUCUCCGUCUCCACGUGACUGAGUUGUGAAAAUAUAAAGAAGUUUUUAACAUCAGCAACAAUCAGCGAAUUCAUCCUUGAUCGUGGCUGAUUUAAAACAAACUUAAAUAUUUUUAUACUAUUAAAUAAAAGAAAGUACACUGUUUGAUGGCCACGUUUCACUAAUUUGUCACUCGUCACUCAUUGAACACAAACAUGUUGUUCGGGGAAUGAUCAUGAAUUCACUUUUUAUAUUAUUUUAGAGUCCGUAAGUACAAUAAGUACGCUUGGAUUUUGGAGGGUUAUAUUGCAAGGACUUUGAUUAAAGUUUGAAGAGCUGAAGUGUUUGUAAGACAGCUGUUUAUUAUAACUGUUGAUUGUUGCACAAAUGGGAACCGCACUCUAAUAAACUGUUCCAUGUGUCCCCAC
Molecule: messenger RNA, 2641 nt
Organism: Cyclopterus lumpus (lumpfish)
Lineage: Eukaryota; Metazoa; Chordata; Actinopteri; Perciformes; Cyclopteridae
Gene: prmt6
Product: protein arginine methyltransferase 6
Exons: 1
Coding region: 50-1105 (351 amino acids)
Biological process (GO): peptidyl-arginine methylation
Molecular function (GO): protein-arginine N-methyltransferase activity
Source: RefSeq, a predicted model, not a curated record